CAGGUCCUCGCUUGGCGGCUGCAGGGCCGCCUCAGGGCUCGAGGCGAGGGCUCCUUUCGCUUCCCGGGGCCAUGGAGCGGCUGACGUUGCCUCCCGGCGGCGCGGCAGCGGUAGACGAGUACCUGGAGUACCGAAGAAUUGUUGGUGAGGAUGAUGGAGGGAAACUGUUUACUCCUGAAGAGUAUGAAGAGUACAAGAAAAAGGUCUUACCCAUGCGUUUACAGAACAGGUUAUUUGUGAGCUGGCGGUCACCAACAGGAAUGGACUGUAAACUCAUCGGCCCAGAGACACUGUGUUUUUGUACACAUAGGUACAAACAGCAUAAAACUGACUUUGAAACAGUUCCACAGCAGCGCCCCAUUGAGCUGCCUUGCCGAGUGACUGGGUGCCAGUGUAAGGCUUACCACUAUGUUCCUCUGAAUGGUACCCAGCCUGUUCGCUGCAGGUGCAAGCACUUUGCUGACCAGCACAGUGCUGCACUUGGCUUCGCAUGCAAUUCCUGCUCCAAGUGUUCAGGCUUCCACAGCUGUUUCACUUGUGCCUGUGGCCAGCCGGCAUAUGCCCACGACACAGUGGUGGAAACACGGCAAGAAAGGUUGGCUCAGGGCAAACCAGUAGGACGGGAUGUUCCUUAUGCGGCAAUGGGAGGUUUAACUGGUUUCAGCUCAUUGGCAGAAGGCUACAUGCGCUUAGAUGUCAGUGGCAUUGGUGCACCCUCAGUUGCAGUUUUGGACUCCCCAGUUUCGGCCACGGACCACCCAUUCCUCAGAGCCUUGCAAAUGCCAUCUACUUCUGCUUCACAAACACUAACAGAUGGUAAUGAAGGUCCAAGCACUCAGAUUUCUUCCUUAAGGAAACCUGAAGAGGAUGAUAUGGCUUACUUUGAAAGGCGAUACCAGGAAAGGAUAAAAAUGGAAAAAUCUGCUAAGCAGAAAGGAAAAGCUCUGUUGCCACCAGGUACAAAACCUUCUUGAAGUCUGUUGGACAAGCCACCUUCCGGACGCAUCUCUAUUUAUUUAUUAUCUCUCGAUCUGUGUAUGUUCUUAUUGUAUAAAUAUGUCUUU
This is a messenger RNA of Microtus ochrogaster (prairie vole), 1064 nucleotides long. It is a transcript of the gene Fam221a, whose product is annotated as family with sequence similarity 221 member A. NCBI's taxonomy places the organism in Eukaryota, Metazoa, Chordata, Mammalia, Rodentia, Cricetidae. The record is from RefSeq and is a predicted model, not a curated record.